Molecule: messenger RNA, 1029 nt
Organism: Arabis nemorensis
Lineage: Eukaryota; Viridiplantae; Streptophyta; Magnoliopsida; Brassicales; Brassicaceae
Source: the annotation of a GenBank genome assembly
AUGGAUCCACCUUUUAAUGAAAUAUACAAAACACUUUUGUAUAAACAGAUCACAAACACAAUAACGUUCCCGGAUAACAAUAUUCCCGAAAUACCCUCUAGCUUCUCCGUCACGGCGGUUAUCGAAGAGGUUGAGCUGCCGGUGAUUGAUGUCAGCCGUCUGAUCAAUGAAGACGAGAAGGAGAGAGAGAAAUGUAAAGAUGAGAUUGCGAGAGCUUCUAAGGAGUGGGGAUUUUUCCAAGUGAUAAACCAUGGAAUGUCAAUGGAUGUGUUGGAGAAGAUGAGACAAGAGCAAAUUAGGGUUUUUAGAGAACCUUUUGAGAAGAAAAGUAAGUCGGAGAAAUUUCCCGCCGGGAGUUACCGGUGGGGAGCCCCGUCAGCCACUUCUCUCCGGCAGCUUUCUUGGUCAGAAGCUUUUCAUGUCCCCAUGACAGACAUUUCUGACAACAAGGACUUCACGACCCUCAGCUCAACAAUGGAGAAAUUUGCUUCGGAAUCAGAGGCACUAGCAUAUAAGUUGGCAGAGGUUCUAGCAGAAAAAUCGGGACGAAAAUCAAAUUUCUUCAAAGAAAACUGUGUAAGAAACACAUGUUAUCUAAGGAUGAACCGAUAUCCACCUUGUCCGAAACCAUCGGAGGUGUACGGUUUAAUGCCACACACGGACAGUGAUUUCCUCACAAUCUUGUAUCAAGAUCAAGUUGGAGGACUCCAACUCAUUAAAGACAAUAAAUGGAUAGCCGUUAAACCUAAUCCUCGUGCUCUCAUCAUCAAUAUUGGUGACUUAUUUCAGGCAUGGAGCAAUGGCAUGUACAAAAGUGUAGAACAUCGUGUGAUGACGAAUCCAACGGUGGAGAGAUUCUCAACGGCUUAUUUUUUGUGUCCAUCAUACGACGCCGUUAUAGAGUGUUCAGGUGAUCGUCCUGCUUACAGAAAUUUCAGCUUCAGAGAAUUCAGACAACAAGUUCAAGAAGAUGUUAAGAAGCUUGGUUUUAAAGUUGGUCUCCCUAGGUUCCUUAACCUUCUCUAUUAA